GCAUCGCUUGGGACGAACUACAGAGCAAACCCAAGAUAUAGGAAGAAUGAGAAUGGCAGGACCAUUGCAAACAAGCUUGAGGCUUAACUUUAAACGAAGUUUAUGGAGAUGCAGCGUAAAAUCAUUAUCCUCUCUCACAGGAAGUCGCUAUGUGUCCAGUCCAGUUGAUGAUAAAGAGAAUAAUUCAGUGAUAAGUGAUUUACUUGUGUAUGAAAGAAGAAAGCAGUUAAAGUCAAAUGUAAAGUUGUCUAAUGAUGAUACUAAUGGGGAAGGUGAGAAAAAAGAGAUGUUUACAAUAAAAAGAGAGGACAAAUUAGGUAGUGGUAAUGUGGCUCUGAACAGUGACCAACAGAGGAUUAUAAACUUGAUGAAAGCUGUAAAAUUCAAGAACUUAUGUUACAUUGUUAGACAGGAUGCUGCUGAUACACUUGUAGAACAUUUGAAGAAAGACCUAAGAGAAGGAGAUGUAAUAGCCGAGGCUAAUCUUGGACCUGGUGUUCUUACAAAAACUAUUCUUGAACAAACAGUGCAUAAAGUUAUAGGAUAUGAACCAAACACAGAGUUUUUAAUGCAUUUACGAUCAGAAAUGACUGGGUAUUCUGGCCGUUUAGAACUGCUUUGUCUCGAUCUCUUUAAGUUCUAUUGGUAUUAUACAUUGAAUAAACGAGAACCAGAACGAGAAGGGGAGACAGAUAGGCUAGCACAACUCUUAGAACCUCUCCUUAUUAAGGAGGAACAAGCAUCCUCUGUGAGGAUUGUAGCCUCGAUAAGUGAAAUGUCAGUCCUUCAUAAGUUAACACUUAGUUAUACAUUUCAAUGUUGUUUUUUCAAAGACAUAUUUCCUAUUCUGUAUUUAUAUGUGCCAGAUCAUGUACAUGAACACUUAACAUCAUCCUCUCGAAACAUUACGAGUAAGAGGUUGACAGUACCUUUUGCUUUUUACUUUGAUAUCGAGCAUCUUGACACAGCCCUAAAUAGCAGUUUCUACUCGCCACACUUAAGAAGUAAGAAGUUCAAGAACAAAGAGAAUACCUUCCAUUUAAUGAAGAUUACGCCAAGAGAAAAUGUGCAAGAAAUUGUUGCCAGACAUGAACUCCCUACUUUUCAUUACUUCAUGAGGUGCUUAAUCAAUGCAAAAUCUGGAGAAUCGCUUAUAUUUCAUAUGGAGAAGUGGAUUCCAGGUUGUGGAAUUGACUAUAUUAAGUUUGUACAUUGGGAUUGUUGGUAUAAUCUUAGUCUUGUUUUUAAUGCAAAGACUGAUUAUAGGAGUAUCCUAAUCAGUUACGAGCAUAAUAAUGCUUCAUUCCCCAAAAAGGAAGCUGUCAAUCCAACUCUAUAUAGAAAUGAUUAA
This is a messenger RNA of Macrobrachium nipponense, 1351 nucleotides long. RefSeq names its product dimethyladenosine transferase 2, mitochondrial-like. The record is from RefSeq and is a predicted model, not a curated record. Bases 47 to 1351 code for a protein of 434 amino acids. Gene Ontology annotation, molecular function: mitochondrial transcription factor activity; rRNA (adenine-N6,N6-)-dimethyltransferase activity. The transcript is spliced from 4 exons. Lineage: Eukaryota; Metazoa; Arthropoda; Malacostraca; Decapoda; Palaemonidae. Gene Ontology annotation, biological process: transcription initiation at mitochondrial promoter; rRNA methylation. Gene Ontology annotation, cellular component: mitochondrial matrix.